AUGGUACACGUAGCCAAAAAAGAAACAGUAGCGGGGAUUCCGAACUUUUGGCUUAUUUUCACGAAGAAUUCAUUAGUUCAUACGCAGAAGGGUGAAAUACAACCUCACGAUGUACCAAUACUCAGACAUUUGACAGAUAUCAGAGUUAAUCGGUCGGAAAAAUAUAUCGGGUAUACCAUGGAAUUCUAUUUCACACCCAAAGAGUGGUUCACCAAUAACGUAUUGGUCGUUAAGCAUGUACAAACAUAUUUGCACAAAAUAUUUUAUAAUAAUGUUUAUAUUCUAUCACCUCAUAAAAUAAAAAUCAUAUUCGUUAGAACAGGCUGUGAAAUUCAUUGGAAUGGAGGAAAGAAUGUGAUAGAAACUGUUGAGGGUCCAUAA
Messenger RNA from Macrosiphum euphorbiae (potato aphid), 381 nucleotides. The record is from the annotation of a GenBank genome assembly. NCBI's taxonomy places the organism in Eukaryota, Metazoa, Arthropoda, Insecta, Hemiptera, Aphididae.